Messenger RNA from Geosmithia morbida, 957 nucleotides. RefSeq names its product N4-(beta-N-acetylglucosaminyl)-L-asparaginase. The transcript is spliced from 2 exons. Bases 1 to 957 code for a protein of 318 amino acids. Lineage: Eukaryota; Fungi; Ascomycota; Sordariomycetes; Hypocreales; Bionectriaceae. Gene Ontology annotation, molecular function: N4-(beta-N-acetylglucosaminyl)-L-asparaginase activity. Gene Ontology annotation, biological process: protein deglycosylation. The record is from RefSeq and is a predicted model, not a curated record.
AUGCGACCAAUCUCUAUCCUGAGCUCUGCCCUUCCAAGCGCAGCAUGGGCAGCCCUCGUCCCCCUGGCAGUCAACACGUGGGGUGGGGCCUUCACGGUGGCGACGGACGAGGCGUACGCGCGCCUGACGUCGGGGUCGUCGGCCCUGGACGCAGCGCAGGCCGGCUGCGCGGCGUGCGAGCGCAACCGGUGCGACGGCACGGUCGGCUACGGCGGGUCCCCGGACGAGUCGUGCGAGACGACGCUGGACGCCAUGCUGAUGGACGGCACGACGCUCAACACGGGCAGCGUGGCGUCUCUUCGGCGCAUCCGCGACGCCGUCGCCGUCGCCCGCCUCGUCCUCGACCACACCGACCACACCAUGCUGGCUGGGGACCAGGCCACGGCCUUUGCCGUCCAGAACGGCUUCGUCCAGGAGAACCUUACUACUGCCGAGUCCGCAGCCCAGUGUGCUGACUGGAAGGUCAGGGACAGGUGUCAGCCGAAUUACCGCGUCGACGUCGUCCCGGAUUCCCAUUCUUCACCACAGGCCUCGCACGACACAAUCUCCCAGAUCACAAUCGACCUCGGCGGCUCCAUGGCGGCGGGGACCACCACCAACGGCGCGUCCCACAAGGUCCCCGGCCGCGUCGGUGACGGGCCCAUCCCCGGCUCGGGGUCCUACGUCGACGGAGAGGUGGGCGGGUGCGGCGCCACCGGUGACGGGGACGUCAUGAUGCGCUUCCUCCCCUGCUACCAGGCCGUCGAGAACCUCAGGCGCGGCAUGGACCCCACCGAGUCGGCUCGGGACGUCGUCGCCCGCAUGCUGAGGCGCUAUCCCGACCUGGCGAGCGGCGUCGUCGUCGUGGACAGCCGUGGCCGUCACGGCGGCGCGGCGAGCGGCUGGACCUUUACGUAUGCUUUUCGAGGGGGCGAUAUGAAUGCUACCGAAGUUGUCACCAUCGAGCCUCUGAGCUGA